Molecule: messenger RNA, 1838 nt
Organism: Drosophila sulfurigaster albostrigata
Lineage: Eukaryota; Metazoa; Arthropoda; Insecta; Diptera; Drosophilidae
Gene: TyrRS
Product: tyrosine--tRNA ligase, cytoplasmic
Exons: 4
Coding region: 2-1669 (555 amino acids)
Biological process (GO): tyrosyl-tRNA aminoacylation
Molecular function (GO): ATP binding; tyrosine-tRNA ligase activity; tRNA binding
Source: RefSeq, a predicted model, not a curated record
CAUGCAGUUCUCUUCCUCUUUCGUCGGCCAACGAUUUCACAUAGCCUGCAACAGAAGCAUUCGAAUAAUCAUCAUCAAAAUGGUUGGAACCACUUUAAGCGCUGAGCAAAAGAAACAGCUCAUUACGCGCAAUCUGCAGGAGACGUUGGGCGAGGAUAAACUCAACAAGGUGCUGCAGGAGCGCGAUUUGAAAAUCUACUGGGGCACAGCAACAACAGGCAAACCACAUGUCGCCUACUUUGUGCCCAUGUCCAAGAUUGCCGACUUCCUCAAGGCUGGCUGUGAGGUGACUAUUCUGUUUGCCGAUCUGCAUGCCUAUCUGGAUAACAUGAAGGCACCAUGGUCGCUGCUGGAGUUGCGCACACAGUAUUACGAGCAGGUGAUCAAAGCCAUGUUGAGCUCCAUUGGAGUGCCGCUGGACAAGCUGAAGUUUGUCAAGGGCAGCGACUACCAGUUGUCCAAGGAGUACACACUCGAUGUCUACAAACUCAGCUCGCUGGUGACCAUUCACGAUGCCAAAAAAGCAGGCGCCGAAGUCGUUAAGCAGGUGGAAUAUCCGCUGCUCUCGGGUUUGUUGUACCCAGGAUUGCAGGGCUUGGAUGAGGAGUACCUGAAGGUGGAUGCACAGUUCGGUGGCGUGGAUCAGCGCAAGAUCUUCACAUUCUCCGAGAAGUAUUUGCCACAGCUGGGCUACGAGAAACGCAUUCACUUUAUGAAUCCCAUGGUACCCGGCUUGGCGGGUGGCAAGAUGUCUUCGUCGGAGGAGGACUCUAAAAUCGAUCUGCUCGAUUCGCCCGCAAAUGUCAAGAAGAAGCUGAAGAAGGCGUUCUGUGAACCCGGAAACAUUGCUGACAAUGGUUUGCUCUCUUUUGUGAAGCAUGUGCUCUUCUCGCUCUUCAAAGAGGGCGAAGGCUUUGAGAUCAAUCGUCCAGCUGACAACGGUGGUGAUGCCACAUUCCUCAAGUACGAGGAACUGGAGCAAUACUAUGCAGACAACAAACUGCAUCCUGGCGAUCUGAAGGCAGCUGUGGAGAAGUACAUCAAUCGCUUGCUUGAUCCUAUCCGUAAGGCAUUCGAGACGCCUGAGUUGCAAAAACUAACUGCCGCUGCUUAUCCACCACCUGCCAAGGUGAAAGCGAAUGCGCCAGUUGCUGCUGCUGCUGCUGGUGAUGAAGAUGCGCCACAUCGUCUGGACAUACGUGUGGGCAAAGUGCUUGAAGUGUCGCGUCAUCCCGAUGCUGAUACUCUCUAUGUGCUGAAGAUUGAUUUGGCGGAGGCACAACCUCGCACCAUCAUCAGCGGUCUUGUGAAGUUUGUCACCGUGGAGGAGCUGGAUCAGCGUCUGGUCGCUGUGCUCUGCAAUCUGAAGCCUUCCAAGAUGCGUGGCAUCCUAUCCGAGGGCAUGGUGUUGUGCACCUCCAAUGCUGAUCACACCGUCGUGGAGCCCAUUGUGGUGCCAUCGAAGGCUGCGGCUGGCAGUCGUCUGGCCUUUGAGGGCUACAGCGGCACACCCGAUGAGCAGCUGAAUCCCAAGAAGAAGGUCUGGGAGAAACUGUCCGUCGAUUUGAAAACUAAUGCCGAUGGUGUUGCCGUCUGGAAGAACAACUUUUUGCUGACUACGGAUGGAGAGCAGCUAACCAGCAAAUUGGCCAAUUGCGCGAUUAAAUAAACCAGAAUGUCCAGUCCACACCUGAGCCCUUGUAAUACUUAUAAACACACAUAACUAAGCCGACAGUUCACACGCAGCGAAAUGCAUUUUUAUAUAAUACUGCUUUUUAUUGUGUAUUUUUGAAAUAUGAAUGAAAAGUUAAUUAAAGCUAUUUAAUUGAAGUGUACAA